This is a messenger RNA of Panicum virgatum (switchgrass), 759 nucleotides long. RefSeq names its product zinc finger protein ZAT8-like. The record is from RefSeq and is a predicted model, not a curated record. NCBI's taxonomy places the organism in Eukaryota, Viridiplantae, Streptophyta, Magnoliopsida, Poales, Poaceae. Bases 142 to 618 code for a protein of 158 amino acids. The transcript has a single exon.
AAAUCCCUGGCUCUCCCUUACCAUGAAAACAUUCGUUCGGUAGCAGCAGCUUAAAGCUUACUUCGUGCUCAUCUUCGUGCGUGCACACACACACAAACACACACGUGCUCAUUCUAUUAUUACCUGCGGUCGUGUGUGGGCAUGGCAACCACCGCAAGAUCGUCGACGGCGGCGGACUUGCUGCUCUACCUGUCGCUGUCGACGGCGAGCAAGGUGAUCGGCAAGGGCGCCGGCGGCGGCAGGCGCCGCCGGGACCGUGGCGCAGACGGUGCGUUCCGGUGCCGCACCUGCGGCCGGAGCUUCGCCACGUUCCAGGCGCUCGGCGGCCACCGGACCAGCCACAACCGCCCGCGGGUGCGCGCCGACGGCCUCGACCUCCUGCUCGGCGCGCGCCCCGGCAAAGGCGGCGGCGCCGCGAGGGACGCCCACCGGUGCAACGCGUGCGGCAUGGUGUUCCCCACCGGGCAGGCGCUCGGCGGACACAUGAGGCGCCACAGGGCGGCGGUGCUCGACGUCGCCGCUGCCGUGCCGGAGACGACGACGACGGCGUCGUCGUACAGCGAUAAUAGCGAUGAUGAGGAGGGCCACUUGCCCAUUCAGUUAAUCCAAUUCAUAUGAUGAAUUAAAAGAUCGAUGAUCAAACUAAGUUUGGUUUGCAUUGGCGGUGUGGUUGCAUCAGGAUUAUAUUCAGGAAAAUUACACAACUAGCUUGAUCAGCGCACGCGUGUGUGUGUAUAUAUAUAUGCAUGUGUCACAAGG